Messenger RNA from Thlaspi arvense, 363 nucleotides. Lineage: Eukaryota; Viridiplantae; Streptophyta; Magnoliopsida; Brassicales; Brassicaceae. The record is from the annotation of a GenBank genome assembly.
UUUUUAUCAUCAAACUAGAUCAUUGAAAUAUACAUUUUACUUAGUUUGUUAAAAAAAUUAUAGUUUGUUAAAAAAAAUUAAGUAUUAGAAAGAUUACUGAAAAUGGGUUCCUUCAAAUUCAUGAUUAUAUUUACUCUUAUUGUUGUGGCGGCUAUUUCUGAUGAUAUUUUCUCAGGAUUGGCAAUUGAAACAGGGAUUCGAGUGCAAGCUUUAACUCAAGACUGUGUACAAGAGUGUAUCGGAAAAUUCCUAACUCCACAAUGUUAUAAGCAUUGUAUAGGACUGUCUUACAGAUACGGUGCUUGUGUUCUAUCUGAAAGACUUCCUCCUGAAAUUUCAACAUAUCGCUGUUGUUGUGAAUAA